AUGAACGAGAAAAACGAGUCAGAGAGCAGCCUGCCAGAAAACAACCAAAACUUGCAGCAGAAUCGCGAACAUGAACACAUAUCAGACGAUUCUCAGACCAUAACACAAGAUCCCCCUCCUGUACCAGAUGGAGGGUACGGUUGGAUCGUCACAAUCAGCGUCGCCUUAAUAAACGGCCACUCCUGGGGCAUUAGCUCAGUUUACUCUGUCUUCCUGGCUGACUUCAUCGCUCACGACACUUUUCCUGGCACGACCAAGUUGCAAUACGCCCUAGUUGGGUCUCUUAGUGUGGGAUGCACUCUCUUCAUUGCUCCUGCAAUGACCGUCAUCGUGCGCAAGAUUGGAACAAGGCCGACCAUGCUAGUCGGCGCGCUAUUUCAGUCAGCAGGUCUUGUCUGUGCCAGCCUUUCGAAGGAAAUAUGGCAUCUUUUUCUGUCACAAGGAGUAUUGUUUGGCUUGGGCAUGGGCAUGCUUUUCCUUCCGUCCUACGGCAUCAUAUCCCAAUGGUUUAACAGAAGACGUGCUCUGGCCAACGGGAUAGCCAUUGCCGGCGCGGGGCUCGGCGGGUUCACCUACUCUCUCAGUACCGGUGCCAUGAUUCGGAACCUCGGAGUCGACUGGGCCUACCGGAUUCUGUGCCUAGUUUCUGCGGUCGUUAACAUCGCAUGUACUCUCUUCAUAAAAACACGGUACGCUGCCACUGGAGCACUUCCAGUGGCAUUCGACAUUUCCUUGCUUAAGAGAAAGGAGUUUCUACUCAUCAUCGCUUUCGGCUUCCUUAGCAUGCUGGGCUAUUUCAUCCUCAUCUUUACUUUGGCUAAUUACGCCAACAUCAUCGGACUUGACGCGUCCCAAGCUGCCUGGAUACCAGCUCUUUUUAUGCUGGGGCAAGCAAUAGGACGACCGGUCAUUGGAAGGCUCAGCGAUCGUUGCGGACAUAUCAAGAUUGCCCUGUUGAUGAACCUCCUCUCUGGGGUCUUCUGCUUGGCUAUUUGGCUGAAUGCGAAAUCUUUUGGGCUCCUCAUUUUCUUUGCGCUCGCUGUGGGCCUUGUAGCCGGUGCGUUCUGGGUGACGAUCGGGCCUAUAAUAGCACAUGUAGUAGGCCUCAAGAACCUACCUUCUGGCUUAUCCAUCCUCUGGGUAGCUUUGGCUCUCCCCUCCACAUUUAGCUCGCCAAUCGCUUUGGAGAUAUUUGCGCAGACCGGGAAGUACACAGGAGCUCAGAUAUUCGCCGGAGUUACGUUCAUCUCAUCUAGCUUCUGCUUGGCUUGUCUUUGGAGAGUACUCCCGCAAAAAUAA
This is a messenger RNA of Colletotrichum truncatum, 1299 nucleotides long. RefSeq lists its product as uncharacterized. Gene Ontology annotation, cellular component: membrane. Gene Ontology annotation, biological process: transmembrane transport. Gene Ontology annotation, molecular function: transmembrane transporter activity. Lineage: Eukaryota; Fungi; Ascomycota; Sordariomycetes; Glomerellales; Glomerellaceae. The record is from RefSeq and is a predicted model, not a curated record.